AUGAAUUUCCAAAGUUGUUUAGAAGAAACCGUCACAAAAACGCGUCAAGUACUCAAGGAAAGAUUAACAGAUCGUUCCGUUCCUGAUGUACUUGUAGGCUUAGAGGAACAAGAAGUAUUAAAUUAUAUGAAUCGGACUGUAUCUUUGGGUGAGAGCAAUACUUGUAUACUUAUUGGGCCAUCCGGCUGCGGGAAAACUGCGUUUGUACGUUAUCAAAUUGGUUUACAACUCGGACAACAUAUUAAAGGAUUUAGAUCAGAUGGAGACGUCUUCAAUCUUUUGAAAUCCGGAUCUAGUAAUACCAAACCUAUAUUUAUAAUAAUCUAUAAUUUUGAUGCAUUCGCGAAAAAUUGCAGUCAAUUAUUUGUGUAUAAUAUAUUUAAUAUUGCAACAAGCAAAAAUUGUCCAAUUUCAGUAAUUGGAGUUACUCGAAAGGCGAACGUGUUCAACGAACUUGCUCAAAAUAUCUUAUCUCGAAAUUCUUAUUGUCACAUCGAUAUAGAUCGACCUUGCAAUAUUGAAAAUUUUACUGAAAUCAUUAAAAAUUGUUUAAUGAUUGAUGAGACAAUAGUUGAUGACACUGAAUAUUGUCAGGAGUUUAAUGAAAAAAUAGAAGAAUUAUUUGAUGAUGAAUCUUUCUAUAAUCUCAUAAGUCAAACAUUUAAUUUUUCACCGGAUUUUAUUAGGAGUUUUUAUAAAAUAUGUUUUGACGCGGUCUGCAAAUUGACCGUCGAUUCUCCAUUCCUUUCACCGGAAGACUUUUCAAUAUCAACUUUGCAAGACUGUGGAAGCAUAGAUAUAGUUUUAAAAGGACUUACGCAAAAUCAAUUAUGGUUAUUACUUGCAAUCAAUUCGUUAGACAUGCGUCUCCAAACAAAAACUUUUAAUUUUACAAUGGUUUAUGAAGAGUACAAGAAUUAUAUGAAAAGCUAUGCUAGAGAAUCAGGUAGUACAUAUAGAAUGAAGAUAUGUAAAGAGCAUGUUGCACUCGCUGAAUUUGAAUUUUUGGAAUCGCGUAAAAUUUUACAAUGUGUCGAUGAAAGUAAAUUUCAACAAAAGCAAUAUAGAAUGAUGAGAUUACUGUUGUUGCCAGAACAAAUUACAGAUGCCAUUAACGGUAAUGAAAAAUGUCCGGUAAUGAUGAAAGAAUGGGUGGAUCGAGUUUACGCAUUAUAA
This is a messenger RNA of Dentiscutata erythropus, 1176 nucleotides long. Lineage: Eukaryota; Fungi; Glomeromycota; Glomeromycetes; Diversisporales; Gigasporaceae. The record is from the annotation of a GenBank genome assembly.